Messenger RNA from Lontra canadensis (Northern American river otter), 727 nucleotides. RefSeq names its product late cornified envelope protein 5A-like. Gene Ontology annotation, biological process: epidermis development. The transcript has 2 exons. Lineage: Eukaryota; Metazoa; Chordata; Mammalia; Carnivora; Mustelidae. The record is from RefSeq and is a predicted model, not a curated record. Bases 1 to 543 code for a protein of 180 amino acids.
AUGCUGUUUGUAUUCCACACAUGGCCCACACCUCCUGAUACCAGGUCAGAGCUGGACCUGUAUAAAAGUCGGAAGCUUCUAGGAGCACCUCAGUCCACCUACAUCCUGGGUGAUCUGCUCUGGUGCCUGAACCAGCUUCAUUCAGUUUCUGCUGAGAUGUCCUGCCAGCAAAGCCAGCAACAGUGCCAGCCUCCUCCCAAGUGCCCCUCCAAGGGUACUCCUAAGUGUCCUCCCAAGUGUCCCCCAAAAUGCCCCCCUAAGUGCCCAGCCCCCUGCCCACCUCCAGUCUCCUGCUGUGGCUCCAGCUCUGGGGGAGGGAGCUGCUGCAGCUCUGGGGGUGGCGGCUGCUGCCUGAGCCACCACAGGCCCCGCCGAUCUCUUCGACGCCGACACCAGAGCUCUGGCUGCUGUGGCAGUGGUGGUGGCCAUUCCGGAGGCUCCAGCUGCUGCAGUAGCUCUGGGAGCUCUGGCUGCUCUUCUGGGGCCUCUGGAUGCUGCAGCAGCUUUGGGGGCUCUGGCUGCUGCUCUGGGGGCUGCUGCUGAUCUGGGCCAUGAGGAGCACUGACGAGCAGCACUAGAGGAGCCAAUGUGCCAAAGACCCGCCCAGCCCGAGAAUUCUCUUUUCCCCAUUUGGAAGAACAGAAGAGGAUGGAAGAGCCUCUGAAAUGCUUUGAGUUUCCCUCUUCCUCCCACCCAUGUCCAUUCCAUUGUGAGGUCUAGAGGUUUA